Molecule: messenger RNA, 2085 nt
Organism: Vicia villosa (hairy vetch)
Lineage: Eukaryota; Viridiplantae; Streptophyta; Magnoliopsida; Fabales; Fabaceae
Exons: 1
Coding region: 1-2085 (694 amino acids)
Molecular function (GO): RNA binding
Source: RefSeq, a predicted model, not a curated record
AUGAGGAGUUCAACCGUUUUUAGGGGAGGAGGGUGGAUGGAGGCUAAGAGAAAACCUUUCAGAAAUUGGGUUCCAACCUGGGAUUCUUUUCCUUCAGGUAGUCUUCAUCUUGGUAUGGGUCAGGAGAACGUUCGUUCGUUUUAUAUCUCUGAAUUUCCCGACACUACCAAGGCCAAGGACUUGUUUGGUCUGUUUGGUUGCAUUGGGUGUGUGGUGGAGUUUUCAAUAGCUCCUAGAAGGAAUAAGGUGGGCAAGAGGUUUGGUUUUGCGAGAUUUAAGGAUGUGUUGGACUCGAGGUUGUUGGCUGUUUCUUUAGAUAAUGUUAUUAUCUGCGGUAGGAAAAUUCAUGCCAACGAACCGAGGUUCGAGCGAAUGGCUCCAGUUGGGCGUUGUUUUGUAGGUGGCAAAAGGGGUUUAGGAGCAGGACCCGGGAAGGGGGUGGAGAGGCAAAGAGAUAGCAGGGUUGAGGGUUUCGGGUACAGGGGGAGGCAUGGAAACAGAUCUUAUGCAGAUGUGGUUGUUGAUAAGGUUCAGGAGCUCCCAGAGACUAGCAGGAAUCUUUUAGAGUUUUUUUCCUCGGUGGAGGUUAGGAACAGGUUGGGCAAGGCUUUUGUGGGGAAGGUGCUGAUUGCUGGCUCAACUUUUGGGAUUCAAACCAAGUUAGAAAUGGAGGGAAUUUUUGCCAUUAAAGCAACGCCUUUGGGUGAGUGGCUUUGUUUGCUUGAAGAAUCGGAAAGUGGCGUUAUAGACAGUCUGGUGGAGGAAGGUGAGUUAUGGUGGAAGAACUGCUUCGAGAAGAUCUCCAAAUGGGAAGAUUGCGAUGUCGACUCGGAAAGAUCUAUGUGGAUUAGAAUUUAUGGUGUUCCGAUUCAAGCCUGGAAUGCAGAUUUUUUUGUUAUGCUAGCAGAUUCUUUGGGCAAAUUCUUCUGCUUAGACGAAGGCACUGUUGGUGAUUCUUGCUUGGCGGUGGCAAGGAUGAGGAUUUUGGUUCCUCUUGACUUCAAGCUACCAGAUUCAGUGAUGGUGUGUAUUGACGGGAGGGAUUUUCGUUUGGUUCUCAGAGAGGACAGUGGCUUUCAUAACUCGACUGGGCAUCGCUCUAACUCUUCCGUGUCUGAUUCGAACCCGUCGGAAUCAGAAAUUUUCUCUGUGGAUAUAAUGGCAGAGUCGGAUGACGAGAUAGAGGAAUUUAGCAGUGCCCAGGUCGCUACGGGCUCUGUUAAGGAAGGUGAUCGCGUAAAGCAGGCGGAGUCAGCCGGAGAUUUAAACGUGGAAGGGAGAGUGAGUCCAGGGCGUGUUGUGUCUGUUCCGUCCAGGAGGGUAGCAGCUGGUUCACCGACAAGUUCUAAGUUAGAUUCUGGGAGCGCGGCCUCCAUUUGUAGCAAGGUUGAUGCAAAUGGUCUUCUGUCUGAAAAUUGUUCAGUUGACUCGAGCUCUUUCGUGAAGGAAUCGUUUGAUCGUACCUUUAUAAACGAUGACUUUACUGGCAGUGUCGCUAGAGAGGUUGUUGGGAGCGGAGAGGCGACGGGUAACGGCGGCAUCAAUAGCUCUUGCAGUAGAAAUCUCAUCGAUGUGAAAGGAGAUUCUGGAGCUUUUGACCAGGCGCUCUCGAUUAUUAAGGACAGACGGAGAUGCCGGAAGAAGAGAUCUAGUAUGCGGAAGCUGUCGGUUUGCGCCGGCUCUCUUCACAACAGAGCCACUAGGGUAGCUAAUUUUCAUAGAGGGAGGAGUUUGUUUUCCAAACAGCGGGCCACUGUUUCUCAUCCCGGCUUGGGGCCUUCUUCCCCUAAAGCCAUCAAAGGUUUCUCUCUUCCUUUGGAGCCGGUUCUGGAUCUAUCUAGGGGGGACAGAGUUGAUUCAUCCAUUGGUGGCACUGGCGAGAGCAUAGAUAUUAUUAACAAUAAUAGGAGACAGUGGAGUAUGCUUGAUCGAGAGGAUGGCACCAAGUUAUGGAAAGCUAUGGAGGCAUUGGGGGUUAUGAACAAAGGCAAAGAAGAGCAGACUAUACAGAGAAUUCAUUUGUUGGAGAAUGAAGCUAUGUCGAGAAAGAGUGGUAAGAAGGAGUCUAAAAUAGGUUUCCCAUGA